AUGCCAACUGCCCAGAUUCUUGAGUCCCAGAUCGCGGCUCUUAGGCAUGAGCUCGAUAACAGCGUGCACACUUAUGAUUUUGUCGAGGGAACCGUUUCUGCCCCCUUGGCCCCUGAACUUCGAGCCUUUUUCCCCACCAGUCAAACAUAUUUCGACUAUUUUUCUGUUGAAUCGGCCGACAGCGUUCGCAAGGCCCUGGAAGACUUGUCGCGCUUUAUCGAGGUAGAGGGUCCGUACGACGGAAUCAUGGCCUUUUCGAUGGGUGGUAGUUUAGCGGCCACCUACCUCGUCCAGCAAGCCAUACGCCACCCUGAGAGACCCCUGCCUUUCAAAUGCGCCAUAUUUCUUUCUGGCGCAAACCCAAUUGACCCCAUCGGACUGGAGGACGGUCAGGUCAGGUUAUUGAAUCCGGAGCUUGACGGUGAUCAACUCUUGGCGGGUUUCCCUACUGCACACAUUUGGGGCCGCGCUGAUAAGGAGUACUGCCAAGGAAGCGAGGCACUCUUUGCGUUGUGCGAUCCAAAAGAACGCACGGUAUUUCUCCAUGAGGAAGGCCAUACCGUUCCGGGCGCAAGGGCCAAGGAGGAACUAUUGGCAAGCGUCAGGGUGAUUCGCAGGACGAUCGGGAGGGCGGUGAUGGCGGCUUAG
Molecule: messenger RNA, 648 nt
Organism: Aspergillus melleus
Lineage: Eukaryota; Fungi; Ascomycota; Eurotiomycetes; Eurotiales; Aspergillaceae
Exons: 3
Coding region: 1-648 (215 amino acids)
Cellular component (GO): cytoplasm; nucleus
Source: RefSeq, a predicted model, not a curated record